Molecule: messenger RNA, 3262 nt
Organism: Seminavis robusta
Lineage: Eukaryota; Bacillariophyta; Bacillariophyceae; Naviculales; Naviculaceae
Source: the annotation of a GenBank genome assembly
AUACAUGAUGAAGACAUUGACCUGCUGAGUACAAGCACAAGAUCCUCCGAAAGCAAGGCACCACCAUUUAUCCGAAGUACCGCAAUUGGUACUGUACCGCCGGAGUAAGGCAGGGUAGCACAAUGAGAUUGUGGACUCCAGCUGCGUCAUUCAUCAUUCUUCUGAGUUUUCUUCAGUUGCAUCGUUCCUUUGGAUUUUUGUUGCAGCAAGCGCAGAUCAUCACACCCGCUGCUUCUACCUCUUCUCGUCUUUACUACGAUGCAACAACGCAAAGCAACCAAAACAACAAAUUAUUUGAAACUAGCCAACGCCACAUUCACGUGGGAAAUUUGGAUUGGAAUCGUUCCGUUGAUGCAGUGUCUCGAGAGCUUUCGCAGGCGAUUGCGACCAGCUGCAUUGGCAUUGAAUUGAAACCAAUAAAUUCAAACCGACCCCGAGACCGAGACAAGCGGCACGGUGGCAGUGCCGUCAUUGAGUUUGACUCGACUCAACAAGCCAGUCAAGGGUUGAAAGCCUUGAAGAUUUAUUCGGACCAAAACGGCUCCAACUAUCGCUUGAAGUACGCAGUUCUGGUGAAAGCACACGACCAUGAAAAGGUUGUUGUGACCAAAGAACAAUUGCAACGGAGACGAGAACGAACGGCAAGCUAUGGACGACGAAGAAGAAGGGUUGCGGAACGCACAGAUCAAAUUGUUGCCAAAUUACUAACAAGUCCAAUGAUGCAAACCCAUAUUCCAGUGCUACAAGCGCCUUCGUUGGAUUGGUCCAAGUGCCCUGUAGAUGUCGGGGAAACAGAUGGUGGUGGAUUGGUGGAAGGAAGCGAUCGUGCCCAACGAAAACGUGCCGCCGUCGAGGCCUAUUUGCCCAUUGUACAAGAAUUUGUGAGUGCCUGUUGUCAUCAUGGAACAACGAGGGAGAAGAAAUCCAAGAACGUCUUGGUGGCGGACAUGGGGUGCGGGACAGGGAAUCUGGCGCUCCCUCUUCAAUGGUGGCUAGAACGGCAACAGCAACAGCAGCAACGGCACGGGAAGAACAGCUACAACUACAACAUGGUAUGUGUGGAUCGGAAUCCCAAAUCUCUGGAGCGACUAGAGCACCGAGCGGCACGUGCAAACCUUUCUGUCCACGCUUUAGAGGAAGAUCUGAUGCAUUUGAUCAAUACUACUGAUGAUGAUGCCAACAAUCAGUUGUUGUCCGGUUGCAACCUCGUUGUUUCGCUGCAUGCUUGUGGAGCUGCAUCUGAUAUGGCCAUGGCGGCGGCGAUAGCACGAUCCAUUCCCUUUGCUAUUUCCCCUUGUUGCAUUGGGAAAGUCAAUAGGUGGUACUCGUCGUCGUCGUCGUCAGCAAUGAUGGUAACAGGCAUGCCCUCGCCGUUGCAUGACUUGUCCUACCCUCGCUCCAAGUGGCUUCAGGGUGCUAUUGAGUUAGAAGAGUACGAGUUGCUGGCCAAGGCAGCGGACUACGGAGUCGUUUACGACGUUUUAAAAGCUACAGACGCGGAGCUCCAACGAAGGGAUCGCUGCCGAUUGGCAAAGCGAAUUGUGGAAAUGGAUCGUUUGCGUUGGGCAGAGGAGCAUGGCUACGAAAUAGGUAUGGUGGAGCUUCCUCGAAUUGGACCCCUUUACCCAAAGCGGGAGCUCUUGUUGGGUGCACCAAAAGAUAGCUCUGCCGCUGUGAAGCUGAAAAAGCUGCAAGCAAGAUGAUGAUGGAUUAUUCCUAUGCUGUGUGGGCAUGGCUCCGAGCCAUGGUGGGGCGUGUGCUCGUGGAAUCUGGAUAUCAACCACUGGAUGCCAACCAGAUUAUGCAACAACCUCCCGCUUGACAAACAUAGCAGCACUUCGCUUUCUUUGAAAGACCUCGACCCUGAUGCCUGAAAAGUUACCCCCUCUGAGUCUCAGUGCCAAGCUUGGGGCAAAUGUAUCCACCUGUCCAAGCACUGGUCUGCCAUCCGGUGUACCAAUAUCGUACCGUACCGUAUUCGCAUAUUCAUUGGAUCUUGCCAAAGCAAACGGUGUUGCAUGCGAACCUCACGUUGUUCCAGUGGCAUUGACUAGAUUGGCGGCAAUUUCGGUGUCCAUUGGUACAGCUGUAGGUUGCUGAGACUUAGAGUAUGGCUGACCGUUCACUGGGCCUAUUCCCGGCACAUCGUCGGUCUGUGGAAUUGGGGGAAAUAGUAAUUGAAACAGCUUGGAUUUAGAUUACUCUACUGUCCUCAGUUUGUGGCCGCUGAUCCCACAUAACUCAGUCGGGAGCGAAUUCCACCUCUUCUUUGCCCAAGCCUGGCCCACCCUGGCUUCCGUAGAAAACUUCCCUACGCUAGCCAGAAUUACUGGAGUAAACCAUUCAUUGACUGAUACCACGCGGUCUUCAAUCGGUUGGCUCCGACACAUGCCGACUCUAGGAUGGGAACUACUAGAACAACCGUCGUUGGAGGUGAUUUAUCUUUGUUUGAUACAGUUUUCUUUUCCGUUGGUGCGUCUGUUGGUGGUGCUGGGUUGGUAUUUGAAGAUGGCAACUUCUCCUGGCUGGCGUUUGAUUCGGUUUAGGCCUCCGCACAUGUUGGACACAGUGGCUUCCUCAUUGUGGUCUUUGUGGCGGUUGCGGCACGUCAUGCUGGUGUGAGUGAGGUCCCAUUGGAGGCCGUGUGAGAAGCAGUAUGCCAUUAUUCCUUUUCCAUUGGAGUUUCUGACGAUGUAUGGGUUGUCCUUUUGAGGCUGACUGGCUUUGCUUGCUUGGUCGUGGAAUCCUGCCUCUUUCGUUGUGAUUGUGCGGAGGCGUUCUUUGUUGGCUGCAGUGAAGUGGAUUUUGAAGUUGUUCCAAGUAUGGUCUGCCUCUGGUUUUAAUCUCCAUUCUUUCAUAUCUCGGGGAAAUGCUCCGCUGUUUUCAAGGUUCGUCAUGGCAGACCGGACUGCGGUUUUUUCACUGAUGAUAUCAUGUUCACGUGCAAAGGCUUGUGCCUUUUCGAUUUGGUUGAAGAGUUGUUGGAUUGGUUGGGUUGGCAUCCAUGGUGCAUUCAUGCGUUUGAUGUUAUUGCUGAGGUCAUCGUCAUCAAGCUCUCCAUAGGUUUCGCGAAGAUGUUGGAUGAAGUCAAUGUACUUGAGUUGAUAGUAUCCUAAAUCUGGGUCUUCGAGUGCUUUGUAGUAUACUUCCUCAACUGCUUCCAUUGCUUUCUUUAGGAGUGCGUUUUCGGUGGAAUGGUACAGGUGGAAUUCCUGGACGUCGUAGUGGUGGUUGACUACUGCAAGACAGACUUGUGCUUCUG